UCACUCUGGCCUUGGUGCUGGUGUGGUGCAGAGGUGCUGGGUAAUCUCUGUCUCCUUCUCCCCACGUACAGAUCAAAGUUCACACACUCCUACACACACACACACACACACACACACACACACACAUACGCAAAACAGAGGGGUCAUAUUUAGUAGUAAUACUUUGGUUAACAUACAUACAUACACUUAUAGACGUACAUAUUCCUGGUUUAUAGAUACGUACAUGUAAAGUGACAACACACACACACACACACACACACACACACACACACACACACACACACACACACACACACACACACAGGAAUAAUUGAAGCGAAAAGAAAAGAAGAAAAAUAGCAUCGAAAUGGAAGUGUUGCAGGCGUCAGCAGUGGUGGUGGGUGCGGGUGUGCACGGGAGCAGCGCCGCCCUACACCUGGCACGGGCGGGGCUGGACACCAUUUAUCUACCACAGUUCCCGCUACCACACUCCCGCGGCAGCAGUCAUGGCCAGACACGCAUCAUUCGCCUUGCUAACUACGCCAUCCCGCCUCUCACCCCCAUCAUGGCUGACUCCUUCGGCAUGUGGAAAAAGAUGGAGAGGGAAGCUGGCGUGACUCUGUUAAGGCCUCACCCGAUGCUGGCAGUGGGUGAGGACCAGAGCAUCAUGACCAAGCUAGCGACAUCUGUCAGGAAGGGAGGCAGCGAACCCAUCCUGUUGAGUGCCGGGGAUGUCAACCGCAAGUACGGCACGAACUUCCCCGCACACUGCCACGGCCUGAUUGACCCAAGUGCAGGUGUGCUAAUGGCGGACAAGUGUGUGCAGACUCUUCAGCGGCUAUUUCGCGAGGCAGGUGGACGUGUGGUUGACGAAUGGCCAGUGCAGGAAGUGGAGAUGAAGCCCCAUGGUGAGGUGGAGCUGAGGGGUCCUAAGGGAAGCGUAAGGACAGCCAGGAUCGUGAUGUGUCCUGGACCUUGGGCGGGACCUCUGCUGGCGAAGAUAGGAGUCCACUUGCCUCUUCAGGUGAGGCGGAUCUCAGUCUUCUAUUGGCGGAUCAAGGAAGAGGACACGCCCACCAUUUCUUUCGUUGAUACUCGAGAGUUCGAUGAUGGCCACAAUUACGGAGUCCCCCUUCUGGAGUACCCUGGAAUGAUGAAGUUAGUGCACCACACCGGCCCUGUCAUUGAAAGCCCCGAUGAGAGGGACAAGAUUGCAGCCUCGACACAGCAUCGCGAGAGUAUGAAGCAAUACGUGAAGGACAACUUUCCUACCCUUGAUCCUGAGCCGGUGGUGGAGGAAACUUGCCUUUACACGUGCACACCUGACCUGGAAUUCGUAGUGGAUCGUCACCCGCGCCACCCUAACGUCAUCUUCGCUUGUGGGUUUUCAGGUACAGGCUUUAAAAUUGCCCCUGCCAUUGGAGAGGACCUGUGCAACCUCGCCCUGGGUCGCCCUACUGUUCGCGACUUGUCUGUCUUCAGCGCCGACAGAUUUAAGGCCAAGAGCAAGAUGUAGCGGCGCCGUCAGGAAGCUGCUGCAGAAGGCGAUGUAGAAGGAUGCAUUGAUUCCUCUUGAUGUAAAACAAUAUACCUAUACUGGUGUUUUGCUGAGGUUUUAAGUCCAUAUUCACUUUAUUCUCUCAUCAUAACUAUUUUCAAGGGCACAAAGAUAUGAAUAGCAUGGUUUUUAAGUUUUUUUUAUGUCAAUUAUGUAGAAAACUUGUUAAUCUGCCUCCUUGAUAGUAAAAAUAUCCUUAAAAACU
Messenger RNA from Portunus trituberculatus (swimming crab), 1742 nucleotides. Its product is annotated as peroxisomal sarcosine oxidase-like. The record is from RefSeq and is a predicted model, not a curated record. Lineage: Eukaryota; Metazoa; Arthropoda; Malacostraca; Decapoda; Portunidae. Gene Ontology annotation, cellular component: peroxisome. Bases 347 to 1495 code for a protein of 382 amino acids. Gene Ontology annotation, molecular function: L-pipecolate oxidase activity; flavin adenine dinucleotide binding; sarcosine oxidase activity. The transcript has 10 exons.